This is a messenger RNA of Pocillopora meandrina, 2272 nucleotides long. The record is from the annotation of a GenBank genome assembly. Lineage: Eukaryota; Metazoa; Cnidaria; Anthozoa; Scleractinia; Pocilloporidae.
UUAAAAUGUUGUGGCUGAUCAGGCAUUUGUAUCUCUUGGAGACGGAAUCGUUUGAAAUCAACAUUAUAUUUACGGCUACGGCCAUUUCGAACCUCGGAGGUUUGCGCUUAAAGUUGAGUGUUAACGAAGUUUGCCUGCAUAAAGAUGUCUUCUGACGAGGAAACCAUUCCAGAUGACGAUGGUCUGCCAUAUUUGGGAGAAUACGAUGGUGAAAGAAACGAACUGGAUGAACGACAUGGUUUUGGGCGAGCGAAGCUUCCCAACGGUGAUACCUACGAGGGAUGUUACGAAAAUGGCAAGCGGCACGGGAAAGGAACCUACAGGUGAAGAUUUAAGUCUUAUUUUGCAUCAAGCAAUCAUAAUUUGACAUCGCGGUUUUUUUUUUCAGAACCCAUCGGGUGUGUUUGGCCUUUCUUAGUAAAAACAUAAUUCGCUUGAAGUCGAUUAAACUUCCGUUCUGCCAUCGGAGUUGAAAAAUUCAUUGCAUGGUCUCAACGAUCUCUGCCAGCAUUGACUUUGAUGCAUGGAAUAAAAGCGAUUGUUUAUUGUUUAGCGAAGAUAUUUGCGUGGCAACAAAUUAACAUUGACUUUGAUACAUGAAAUAAAAGCGAUUGUUUACUGUUUAGCGAAGAUAUUUGCGUGGCAACAAAUUACCAUCUUACGAUGCUUUGACAAAGGCGCGUUUCAGUGAAGGCCAAAGGCAUUAAUAUUCGAGUACUAGGGCACGUUCGACUAUAACCACAGCUGUGGUAGAAUGCUUUCUCUUUCCGCAUUUGCCCAACUUAGUAGUUGUACUACUAUUGACACAUUCGAGCUAAUGUUUAUAAUGACCUCUCAAAUGUUGACUUGGUGAAUAGGGUAUCGUGACUAUAUCAGUCGCUUUGCUCAUUCAUCCAUUCAGUUCACGUUUGGUCUUUACUGAUGUCCCGUGGUUUUCUCCUGCCGCUUGUUUAUAACAAUGCGGAAUUCUGGCCAGAAAGGAGGAGAUAUAAGUGUUAUUAGACGUGGCUUUUCGACGCUAGAGACAGGUGAUCGUAGCGAAAUGGCGAUGUUUCGAAAGUUAAGCCCGCUUGGUUUAUUAAUUCAAUUUUUUAACACUUUCACGCAAAGCCGUGUUCAGUCAUGCGCAAAAGGUCACGCCGUGAAAAAUUCUUAUCUUGAAAGUCGUGGUGAAGACUCUUCUUGAAUAAGGUAUUUAUAUCAGCUAAAUCCUCUCUGCCACAAAAGUGCUUAAUUUUCAAUUAAAAUUCUAAACAGAGAAUGCAGUGGCCAUUUAUUUCUGACAUAUUCUCUAUUUUUUUAACCACUAAAGAAAUCCUCUCGUCAUAAAGAGAAGUAUGUACUUCACUGCACGUACUAUGAAACAAGGUGUUUUGAUAUUACCAUCACCCUCCCCUUCCCCUUCCGCCCCCCCCCCCUUAUUUCUGAAGAAAAUGUUUUCUACCUAUUAGUAAACGACAGAUGAACCGCUUUGGAGAGGACUGAGUUCAAAUUCUAGGAACUGUAAGGAGCUAACGCCAUCGCAACAAGACUUGCAAGACUAUAGAUUUUGCAAUGGAAAUCUAAAAAAAAAAUUGAUGUACAGAAAUUUAUUUCCUCUGUACGUAACAAAAAAAAAAUCUGCUCAGAAUAAUCACAACAUUCCUCUAAGACAGGGGUAGAGGUAAUAGAAAACUCGUUCCAAGUCAGAACCUUCUUUACUCAAAAGCCUCCUCUUACAACCUGAGUCUAAUCGGCAGCAACAUUUACCGCGAUUGAAACCAAAAUAUUUCUUUCUUUAAGAUUCAAAAAUGGAGCGCGCUACGUUGGUUACUACAUAGAGGGCAAGAAAAAUGGUGACGGCGUGUUCUUAUAUCCAGAUGGUUCCAAGUAUGAAGGGUCCUGGAUCAACGAUUUACGAAGCGGCUUUGGUACUUACACUUACCCCAACGGAGACACCUACGAAGGGGAAUGGAUACAGGGGCGUAGACACGGCCAGGGAGUUUAUACGUACAAAGCAACCGGCUCGCGUUACGAUGGGAGAUGGUUCCAAGGCAAAAUGCACGAUGAAGGUCAACUCAUUCACUCAAACCACAGAUAUGUAGGUGAUUUUGAGGAAAACAAGCCAAGAGGCCGUGGGAGGUACGUUUUCGACUCGGGUUGCGAGCAGAUUGGAAAGUACGUAUGGAAAGAGAAGGAGAUUUUAAGCGAACAUGAAGAGGACGAACCUGAAAUUGUGAUUUUACCGAUGUGGGAGGGAAAAGAGAUUUGCUCGUUAACAGACGAACAGUGA